AUGGGCUGGUGGGGCAAAUCAUCCGACUCGAAGCCUGAGCAGCAGCAGCAGCAGGAACAGCAAAAAGAAGCGCGCAAGGAAUCCGUCUUCGACCCUCAGCUCCCCAAGCCCGAGAAGCUGCCCAAGGCGCUGCAGAAGAUUAUCGACAAGGCCGACCAGGAUGAGAGCUUCUUUGACAGCAUAAAGGAAGGACGUGCCCCGGACUCGACGGAGAGCAAUGUGCGAUAUGCUGCAUAUGCGACCAGACUCCGAACCAUCCUUUUAUCUGCCCACCGAUACGUCGCCUAUACCUCCGAUAUUGGCGAAUCGUUCCGACCAGUUGCGCAUCCGCACCUUGUUCGCACUGCAUACGGAAUCUCGUGGCUCUACAUUCUGGGCGAUGUCUCACACGAGGGAUACCGCGCCUACUGGCAAAACCAGCGAAUCCUCAACCCACAGGUUCUGCUCAACUCUCACCAACAGAGGCUCACCGGCCUCCCUGAGAAGGAGACGCGCAAUCUUGUUCCAGGUGUAGUCUCUCCGUUGGAGGACUGGCGAACCGUCAUGGUGCAGAGAGCCAUCUUCCAGAGCGUCGCCAGUAUGGGUCUGCCGGCAUUCACUAUUCACAGUGUGGUCAAGUACUCUGGCAAGGCAUUGAAGAAUGCCAAAAAUGCCACCAUUAGAACAUGGGGUCCCAUUGGACUUGGCCUGUCGGUGGUUCCCUUCUUGCCCACCCUCUUCGACAAGCCGGUCGAGGACACCGUGGAGUGGAUCUUCCACAAGGGCUUUGAGCAAUUUGGAGGCAAGGCCUAUGUUGGAGACUCGCCGUCCACGGGCCGAGAGAAGCUUCUCAACAAGGAUCCCAAGAUCAAGGAGGACUAG
Messenger RNA from Trichoderma citrinoviride, 861 nucleotides. RefSeq lists its product as hypothetical. Gene Ontology annotation, biological process: mitochondrial fission. The transcript has 2 exons. The record is from RefSeq and is a predicted model, not a curated record. Gene Ontology annotation, cellular component: mitochondrion. NCBI's taxonomy places the organism in Eukaryota, Fungi, Ascomycota, Sordariomycetes, Hypocreales, Hypocreaceae. The coding region runs from base 1 to 861 and encodes 286 amino acids.